GGGAGAUAAGCGGCUGACCCCCGUGGCGCUGACCCGCCGUGGCGCGAUAGCGUCCAGUGGCAUCUGCGCCUGCGAGUCGCGAGUAUGCCGAGAGCAGCGGAACGGCUGGCGCUGCUGCUGGCGCUGCUGGUGCUAGUGCGCGCGGAGCCGGGCGGCGAGGCCGAGGCCGAGCGCGAGCAGCUGGCCCUGGGCGAGCGCCAGCUGGGCGAGCAGAUCAAGGCCAUCCUGAAGCAUUACCAGCAGGCGGACCCGGUGGGCCUGCCGGGCGCGCCCGUGCCCGACCCCAUGGACGUGCCGCCCAUGCGCCACUCGUUCAGCAUGUUCAGCAUGGACCUGCGCGCCAUCAAGCUGCACGGGCUGAGCCGCUUCCGCAUCGAGCACGCGCGCUCGGAGCUGGCGCUGAUGCAGGCCUCGGUGGGGCUGCGCAUCGCCAGCCUGGACGUGAAGGGCCUGUACACGCUGUCGUCGUGGCUGUCGCGCAGCGAGGGCGACUUCACGGUGCGGCUGAGCGGCGUGCGCGUGCAGGGCCUGGCGCGGCUGGAGGUGGCGGCCGACGGCCGGCUGCGCGCCCAGGACAUCGACAUGGACCUGACCUUCGACGACAUCGACAUGGACUUCCGCAACCUGGGCUUCUUCGCGGCCGUGUUCCAGGGCGUGGUGAACAGCGUGGGCUCCUUCAUCUUCGACAGCAUCAAGCCGUACGUGCUGCAGGAGGUGAACACGCGCGUGCGCGGCCAGGUGGACAGCCACAUCUCGCGGCUGCCCAGCCGCUUCCCCAACUCCAUCUCGCCCUUCGACAUGGCCGUGGCGGAGGCGCGCCGCCAGCUGCGCCAGCUCGGCUACGACCCCUACCGGCUGCGCGACCGCGCGCAGAGCCUGGGCGCGCUGUCGGCCGCCACCUCGCACACCUGGCUCAGCGGCCUGGCCAGCUUCUACCGCAUGGGCAACGUCACGCUCAGCAUGGACGCGGGCGUGCUGUACGCGCUGCUGGACGUGGGCACGCAGCGCAUCGAGGGCCGCAGCCACUGGGAGCUGGCCCUGGUGGGCGGCGUGCUGUCGCGCGCGGGCACGCUGUCCUUCAGCCUGGAGUACCUGCGCGUGCGGCUGAACCUCAGCCAGCCGCUGGACACGCGGCGGCGCGCGCGCCUCGAGCGCCUCGACUUCGAGCUGGGCAACCUGCAGACGCGCGUGCACGGCGCGGGCACGCUCGACUACCUGCUCGAGGCGGCGCUCAACGUGCUGCCCAACCUGCUGCGCAACCAGAUCAUGGACGCGCUCGAGGGGCCCAUCGGCCGCCGCGUGCAGGAGGAGCUCGACAAGGUGGACGUGGAGAAGCUCAUCCACGACAAGAUCCCGGACAUCGCCGAGCAGGCGAUGCUGCUGCAGCAGGUGGUGCCACCGGCGGACGAGCUGCCGCUGGACGACCUGGUGCCGGCGCUGCUGCCCGACCCCGACGACGACCAGACGCCCUUCUCCGACAGCGAGGAGGACCGCGGCCAGUCCUGAGCCGCCCGCCCGUGUAAGCGCGCAAUAAAGCCCGGCUUCACCGCU
Phymastichus coffea is the source of this 1551-nucleotide messenger RNA. RefSeq lists its product as uncharacterized. The record is from RefSeq and is a predicted model, not a curated record. Gene Ontology annotation, molecular function: lipid binding. Bases 85 to 1506 code for a protein of 473 amino acids. Lineage: Eukaryota; Metazoa; Arthropoda; Insecta; Hymenoptera; Eulophidae. The transcript has a single exon.